Molecule: messenger RNA, 1291 nt
Organism: Onychostoma macrolepis
Lineage: Eukaryota; Metazoa; Chordata; Actinopteri; Cypriniformes; Cyprinidae
Exons: 4
Coding region: 46-669 (207 amino acids)
Biological process (GO): response to bacterium
Source: RefSeq, a predicted model, not a curated record
CUGAAACCUGUAGUUUGAUCGACACCAUUGCAAACGACAGACACGAUGGAGAAAGUCAUUUUCUUCUUCUGUGUAUUUUCUUAUUGGAUUACGCAAAUCACAUCCAAUGAUGCAUCAGUGCGAGGAUCUUCUGAUCCGUUAAGAGUUCAAAUGGAAGAAAGCAUCAGUCUGAACUGCAGCAUGACAAACCAAUAUGAAAUUGCCUGGUAUCACCUCAGAUCCGAACAACUGGAUCAACUGAUUGCAGCAGAAAAGGAUGAAACAGGAAGAAAACUUCUGGUCACCUACAAUCAAAACAGCAUUCGUCUGAAAAUUACUGCAGACUGGCGGAUCACCACAGUGACUUUAAUUAUUUCUGGAGUAACAGCGUCAGAUUCAGGUCUUUAUUUCUGUGGAACAAAGUCUGGCACUACAGAGAUGUACUUCAACAAACCCUUCAGACUAGAGAUCGAGGGUCUUUCUGUAACAGAAGAACCAAAAGAAGUUGACAUCACAGAUGGAGUGACUACAAAAGAGAGAGCAUUGAUGUUCGGUGGUGUUGGUCUGGCUGUGUUUGUGUUUUUUCUGGCUACAGUCAUCGCAGGAGGAAUCAUUCACUAUCGCAGUUGGCAGAAAGGAUGGGCUGCAGCCAAACGCUCAUCUCUGAUUAAUCACAAAUCAGUUAAAUAACACAUUUAUGUGCUUUAUUUUACAGUCUGAGCUUUGCACUGCCAGUUAAAUCAGCAUUACUGCAGGUUACCACAAAAUAAAACAGAAAACUGUGGCCUAGAUGCUUUUCCUGUUGACCAGAUCUGCUUUCAGAGAAACUGAGAUGUUGCGCAAAUGUUGGCUUUUUCAGCACCAGUGAAAAUUAAACAGAUUUAAAUAUUUGUGGUUAUUAUUCAAGUUUGUGUGGUUCAUUUGUGCUUCUCAGUGCUGUUACUGCUACUCUUUUUAAUGCAACAUAAUUCAAUAUCAAUACACAAUAUUCAAGAUAGAGUAGCAUUUUUUAAGCAUUUUUACAUUAAUAUAAAGAUUCAGCCAAUGUCCUUAUUAAAAAGAAACAGCUUCUGUCAGCCAAUAUGAGCAAAAAUAUCAUUAGACCAGCAGGACUUAUGUUAAAAAAGUGUCUGGCUGUAUCUUUACACAUGGUUUAUAUAGACUAGCAUUAAUAUGCAUAUGUAAGCUAUUUUCAAGAGAAAAUAUAGCCUACAUGUAAAUCUCUUCUGUGGCACAUAAAUCUUGAUUAAAUGAAAAUGUCAACAGAUGUCUCAAUGUUAAAUGUAUUAUUUAGAGUUCAAAUAAACAGCGG